AUGUCAAGAGACGCACCUUUGAAAGCAGAAAAGGAUUAUAGUGAUAUUUUAAAGGAGGAAUUUCCUAAGAUUGAUAAAUUGAUUUUACAAGACACGGAUUAUACGGAACCUUUAAAUAAAUUACUUACAUGGGAGAAAAAGACUAGACAAGCCGCAGAUUUGUCUUCUUCCAAACAGGUCUUGGCUAAGAUUGUAGAUAUGUUGGCCAAUAAGGGACAAUGGGAUGAAUUGAAUGAACAGUUGAUCUUAUUAUCCAAGAAGCAUGGUCAAUUAAAGUUGUCUAUCCAGUAUAUGAUUCAGGAGAUCAUGAAAUAUUUGAGAGAUGAUUCGGAAUAUAAUGUCAAGAUUGAUUUGGAAAAUAAGAUUAAAGUCAUUGAGACUAUUAGAACUGUUACAGAGAAUAAAAUAUUUGUUGAAGUUGAAAGGGCUCGUGUCACUAGAGAUCUUUGUAACAUUAAAAGAUCUCGAGGUAAGAUAGAUGAAGCAUGUAACCUUUUAUGUGAAUUGCAAGUGGAGACUUACAGUUCGAUGGAGAUGUUUGAAAAGAUUGAAUUCAUACUUGAACAAAUGGAACUUUGUAUAUUAAAGGGGGAUUUCCAGCAAGCCACAGUUUUGUCUAGAAAAAUUCUGAAAAAGACAUUCCAGAAUUCAAAAUAUGAAUCAUUGAAAUUAGAUUAUUACAAUUUGUUAAUUAAGAUCGGUUUACAUAAAAAUGAAUAUUUAGAUAUUGCUCAAUAUUAUCAGGAGAUUUACCGUACAGAAUGUGUGCAAAACGAUGAACAAAGAUGGAAGGAUGCCUUGGUCCAUAUUGUAUAUUUCUUAAUUCUUUCUCCAUAUGGGAAUUUACAAAACGAUUUAAUCCAUAAAGUAAAAUUAGAUAAUAAUUUGAAAAAAUUAGAGAUUCAAGAAUCUAUGAUUAAACUUUUCACCACAAAAGAGUUGAUGAGGUGGCCAAACGUAAAACAAAUUUAUGGAACCGUCUUAGAAAAGGAUCCGGUUGCAUUCGGUGGUGAAAAUAAUAAAAUUCAUUGGGAACAAUUGCAGAAGAGAGUCAUCGAGCAUAAUCUUAGAGUUAUCUCUGAAUAUUAUUCUAGAAUCACACUUGGAAGAUUGAAUGAGUUACUGGAUUUAUCAGAGGCUGAAACUGAAUCAUUUAUUAGUGAUUUAGUGAAUCAAGGUGUCAUAUACGCAAAAGUUAAUAGGCCAGCAAGAAUCGUCAAUUUUGAAAAACCAAAAGUUUCAAGUGAACUGUUAAAUCAAUGGUCGAAUAAUGUUGAUGAGUUAUUGGAGCAAAUUGAAACUAUUGGUCAUCUAAUUACUAAAGAAGAAAUUAUGCAUGGAUUGAAGGUGUGA
This is a messenger RNA of Arxiozyma heterogenica, 1353 nucleotides long. RefSeq names its product proteasome regulatory particle lid subunit RPN5 (gene RPN5). The transcript has a single exon. Gene Ontology annotation, cellular component: proteasome regulatory particle, lid subcomplex; cytoplasm. Lineage: Eukaryota; Fungi; Ascomycota; Saccharomycetes; Saccharomycetales; Saccharomycetaceae. The record is from RefSeq and is a predicted model, not a curated record. Bases 1 to 1353 code for a protein of 450 amino acids.